Molecule: messenger RNA, 1442 nt
Organism: Suillus bovinus
Lineage: Eukaryota; Fungi; Basidiomycota; Agaricomycetes; Boletales; Suillaceae
Product: NAD(P)-binding protein
Exons: 6
Coding region: 257-1162 (301 amino acids)
Source: RefSeq, a predicted model, not a curated record
GAACUGAACAGCGUUCUUGUCAGGAGUUCGCUGCCAGGCAUCACCACCCGCAAAAGUCGAUUAGUGAGAUUCAAAGGCCUUAACAGUUACGCCAAAAAGCAGUGAUAAUCAAUGCUCAGCAUGAUUAUCGCAGACAGUAUUUAUGCUGAUUAUGGGAACUCAGUAAUCGUUUGCCAUGGCGCGAUAUAAAGCCAACUCUGAGAUCUGAAGCCUUGUCAUCGCUUGCAAGUUACAUCUUACAAUCCAUAACAAAUUCAUGGCAGAAUCAAAGGUCUGGUUAGGUAAGUUCUUGGUAUCUCCUCAUCGAGCUUUGAGAAUUGACGAAACUAUGGAAGUCACUGGAUCGUCCUCGGGAUUUGGUCGCUCCAUGACCGAACUCCUGUUGAAGAACGGAAACAAAGUGGUCGCAACUCUACGCCGCAAAGAAGCCCUAUCCGGUCUCGCCGAACAGUAUCCAUCUUCUCAGUUGUUGAUCGUCCAGACGGAUGUUGUAAAGACUUCCGAGGUUGUUGCCGCAUUCGCAAAAGCCAAAGAGGCAUUCGGACGUGUCGAUGUUGUAUUCAACAACGCGGGUAUGGCUAUUCUCGGAGAGACGGAGUCCAAGAGCGAUCAGGAUGCUCGUCAGAUCUUCGAAGUGAACUUUUGGGGUGCAUCAAAUGUCACGAGGGAGGCUAUUCGGAUGUUCAGGGAAGUGAACAAACCAAUAGGAGGAAGAUUGUUGCAGGUUUCUUCUUCGUUGGGAUUACGUGGAAGAGCUGCAGCGUCCUACUAUGCCGCAUCUAAACCCGCAAUGGAGGGAUUCAGCGAGAGUCUCGCGCAAGAACUGGACCCGGCUUGGAACAUAAAGGUUACCAUAAUCGAACCAGGUCCAUUCCGGACGGGGAUGUUCAAGGGUAACAUGCAACUUGUUCCUCAACAUCCAGCAUAUGCAGACCCAGAGCUACCUGGUUCUAAAUUCCGCCAGUUUAUGACUUCAACUCUGGCCGACGGAGACACUGAAAAGGUGGUGGUGGUCAUUGAGAAGCUCACUCACCUGGACGAUCCACCGCUAAGAUUUCCAUUGCACAGGCUUGCGGUCGGGGCCGCGAGAGAGAAGGUAAAGAGUCUCACUGAAACCAUAGAUAGAUACGAAUCCUGGACGGAAAACGUCUACUUCACGUAGUACAGUUGACACGUAGUGUUGACUUUGGACGGCAUUGAAGUACUUGGAUUUGUACUUACUCAGUCUUACACACAAUGCUGGUCCUAACAAAUGUGCCAGCACAUUUCGCACCAAUCGUCGACCAUUAAUAUUGUUGAUCGCGUAUGAGCAAAACCCGUAACGACGCAUAAAUCAUUCUGGAUGGGCCAUGCGUGAGAUUCGUGCCGUUCCUCGCGAGAUUUUCGGAGUCUAAGCUGAUCAGGAGCAAAUUGACGGUUCUGCAGUGUGGACAGGCUUACCA